Lycium barbarum (goji berry) is the source of this 4113-nucleotide messenger RNA. Its product is annotated as protein DETOXIFICATION 33-like. Gene Ontology annotation, biological process: transmembrane transport. The record is from RefSeq and is a predicted model, not a curated record. Gene Ontology annotation, molecular function: xenobiotic transmembrane transporter activity; antiporter activity. The transcript has 5 exons. NCBI's taxonomy places the organism in Eukaryota, Viridiplantae, Streptophyta, Magnoliopsida, Solanales, Solanaceae. Bases 2642 to 3610 code for a protein of 322 amino acids. Gene Ontology annotation, cellular component: membrane.
UUUCUUUUUCUCUUUGGUUUAACACCAAAAAUUUUGUUUUUACUAAAUAUUAACUAUUAAGAAUGAGAUUCUUUGGAUUGAUUCUGGUGAAUACUGAUUAUUGGAGUGCUAGGGAUAGUUAGAGUAUUGGAAUUGAUGUGGUUAUGGUGGCUAGGGUUAGGUUUAAAGCUAGGACUUGGAGGACAAGGAGGGAACGAAAAAAUUUCCUUUUAGUUUCUUGGUCUGUGAGAGCAAUGAAAUGCAGGGUAUAUAAGUGUUUCUUUUCUGUAUAUCCUUCUGAAUGUAAGUGUGAACAAUGCAUUUUGGGGAUUGUAAGUAAGAAUCCUCAAAACUUAGUAUCCUGGUCGCUUAUUACGGAUUCUGAUUGAGUAGUGAGAAAUCUCGAUAAAUUCGAUUACUAGAAUAGACCAAAAAUUAAAGGCUUUGUGCAUGUGGCUAUUGAAUAGGCUGCUCAAAUUUCUGCACAUUCAACAAAAAAGAUAACUGCCAUAAGUUUUUUUUGGUUCGUCUGUAGCUCUUGCAUUGUUGGGUUCAGAUAUUGUAUUUAUAAAUGCUACGACAAUGUAAUAUCUAUCCGGCAGAAAUUAGACUGAGAGGAGAAAAGAAGCUAACUGGUAAACAAAUUUUGCCUAAGAUGUUCCAUUCUUGCAGACCCUCUGGGAAACAGGGAAGCAAUGACAAAAAUUGACGGGGUCAUUUUAUAAUCAACAGAGAAUGUUGAAGUGGAAAUUGAAUGGUAGACAUCCUAUAAUGGAAUGAAAACAAUUGAACAAAUUUAUACUAGUACCAAACAUUGCAUUGGUAUAUAUACAAUCCUAUACACUUAAUUAGAAAUGUAGAUUCGACUUGUCAAAUAUGUGUAUAGUUAAGUCGCUCGUAGAAGACCCUUCUUCUGGUAAUGAGAACUGGUUAAGUAUAAGAUUAGAUGGUUAACUUGAUUUAUUGUUCCAAACUCUGCUUUCAUCUCUCUUGAAUGAUUGCUUCACCAUAAUUCUUAUCAAAAGAGUAGUAGUCAAUGAUGCUUAUGUGCUAAAAACUUCUUUAAUUUGGUUAAAGAUUAUUGAGAACACUCCAAAACUGAUCCAUAGUCUGUUCACGGUUGUUUCCUGGUUUUAUCCAGUAAAAAAGGGGAUAAAUUGGUUAAGUUUGUCACCGAAGGGGUAUAUGUAUGCAUCCAGUAGGUUUUUUAUGUGUGUGCCUUUUGUGUGAACUGGUAUAAAUUAGUAAACCACAACCAAACCAUCUCUUGUCUAGUCUAAAAUAGGGAGAUCAGGUUUGGGAAUGGCGAGUAAUUGAUUUAAACUCUUGUUUGAGGUCAUGUUCACAUGACAAGUUAGAAGGAUGUCAUUAUGAAACUAGGACAUAUGGUUUAAAGAGUGUGUUGUCUCUUAAGCAUGAAGUUCUUAGUUACCAGUGGAUUAGCAAAUCUUUAAAGCAGUUAAAAGACAUCCAAUGGUUUACCAGAUUAAGUUAAAUUUAAAUUAGUUGAACAAUAGACCUGGUUGAUUUAUUCAUUCAAGAAGUGAAUUGCCUGAUUUAAAACUUAGUAAAAGGGCAUAAAAUAUAUUCGUCAUAUCUGCUGAGUUUCUCAUAUUGGUACACUGUAAGUGUUUCUUUGCCUUCUUUACUUUUUUUCUUUAUUUAGGAUAUGUAUAUCUGAGUAUCCUGGUCACUUCAAGAUAUAGUGAAUAUAAUUUUGAUAUAUCCCCUUGAGAGAUAUAUUUAGAAAAAUUAUUUGGUAACUAAAUAAAAAGUAUGUAAUACUGCUAUGUAGUCUAACAUCAACUAGAAUGAUUUUCUGCAACUGUGACAAUAAUAUUUGACAUUGCAUGUCAUCUUUGACUGAACUUAUAUGAAACAAAAGAGAAAACCUGGACAAGCUUUAACUUUGUUGUAUAGGUUUUGGGAAAAGAAAGUAUGAGUUAGAGUUGAUUAUGAACAUUAGAAUUCCACAAUGUCUUAUAAACAUUCAAUAGAUUACUUGGAAGCUGGAAAUUACCGGUCCAUUGAGCUGUUCAAGAUCUUUGCAUGGUUAAGCCUGGUUAAAUUCCUGAUUUGAAGGGGAGGUGUAAUAUACUUAGACAUAUGAGAAGUAACUAAUUUCUGAUGCACUAAUAUACUACAAAUUUUUUUAUAUUAUUGAAAGCUUUUAAAUAAAUCUUACUUGCCCAAUGGAAAAAAGUCCAGCUUAUGAUUGAUGUUUAUAAAGAAGCUAAAUUCACAAUAAAAAACUAUCUCUUUUUCUUUGUGAAAUUAAGAAUGUACAGGAUGCAAUCCUAAUGAAAUAUUACAUUACGUGAUGGAAAAUCUAAGUCUUGCUUUGUUUUGAUAAAGAAGUUAUAUUAAUUUUUAUUUAUCUUUCGUAAUUUUGUAUAUGUUCUCAUUUUUUUUCAAUUGUGAUCAUCAUGAUAACUUUCAUCAUUCAACAGAGUUCUUAGACUAAGAAUGAGUUUCGCUUAGACAUCAAUUAAUUUAUCUAAUGUGAGACAUUUACAGAGAAUGCUUGGUUUUUUGAGAAACAUUAGUAUUAAAGAAACAUCCACCUUAUCAAUAUUAAAGAAACAACCACCUUCCUCCAAUGAUCCAUUUUCUAAGUUAAAAGAGAGAAAACAUCAGAGUUUUGAGGCAUCAGGUUCUAAAAAUGGAACAAAAGACCUUAGAAUUAGAGAGACAAGAGAGUGAUGGUGGCCUUCAGGAAAAUAAAAAGAUAGGCAAUAAAUGGGGUGUUGAAGCAAAAAAGGUGUGGCAUAUAGCAGGACCAGCUAUUUCAAAUGCAGUAUCUUUGUUUUCUCUUGAAUUUGUCACAGCUGCCUUUGCUGGAAGAGUGGGAGAUUUAGAGCUUGCUGCUGUCUCAGAAGUUCAUAAUGUUAUAGCUGGCUUUGUCUAUGGAGUCAUGCUAGGGAUGGCAAGUGCUCUGGCAACACUUAGUGGUCAAGCAUGGUCAAUAGUGGGAGCUGGACAGUUCAACAUGCUUGGAGUUUACUUGCAAAGAUCAUGGCUCAUUACUGGAUUUACAUCUUUGUUGCUCACCCCAGUUUUCGUCUUCACCUCGCCGAUACUAAAGUUUCUACGUCAAGAUAAAGACAUUUCAAAUCUUGCAGGAAAAUACGCGAUUUGGAUAAUUCCUCAAAUGUUUUCAUAUGCACUCAACUUUCCUAUGCAAAAGUUUCUUGAAUCUCAGAGUAAAGUUUGGUUCAUGGCCAUUAUUUCCAUGAGAGGAUUGGCAAUUCAUGUAUUGCUAAAUUGGAUUCUUGUUUUAAAGGCGGGACAUGGGCUUUUCGGUGCUGCAAUUGCUGGAAAUACCUCUUGGUGGCUUUUGAACAUUGCGCAGUUUGUUUACAUAAUUUCGGGCUACUUCCCAGAGGCAUGGACCUGUUUUUCAUGUCUGGCUUUCAAGUCAUUGACUAAUUUUGUGAAGCUAUCACUUGCCUCUGCAAUAAUGGUGUGUUUAGAGCUUUGGUACUUCACAACAGUGAUUCCAAUGGUAGGAGGCUUGAAAAAUGCUACAAUUUCUGUUGACGCUAUAUCAAUAUGUCUUGGCUUGCAACUGUGGACACUGACGGUUGCCUUUGGUUUCACUUCAUCAACCAGGUUAGUUGUUUCACCUUAACCGUGCAAAACAGCAACUAAUGAAAACUAGGAGUUAUAGUUUUCAAGCAUGUACCAUUUAUGUGAUUUUGGUUAGUAAAGCUAAGUAGCUAACUAAGAUAAUACUCCCUCCAUCCCAAAAAGAUUGCCCUCCUUUGACUUGGCAUAAAGUUUAAGAAAUAAAGGUGAAGACUUGUCGAAAUAUCAGCUGAUCCGAUCUUUAUAAGUUUUCUUAUAGAAAUUUACUUUAUCUUUUUUUACAGGAUUUGAAGACUUGAGGUUACAGUCAAGACACAAGUGUUGAAGACGAUCUUUAUAAGUUUUCUUAAAGAAAUUUACUUUACGUUUUUUAUGGGAUUUGAAGACUUGAGGUAACAGUCAAGACACAAGUGUUGAAGACUUCAUAUAUGUUGAUAAAUUGGUUUACAUUUUGCUGGGCAAUUAGAAAUUUGCUAUAUUUUUGUUAAGCAUCAGCGUAAGCAGUACUAUGAUAUAGACAUUAUGGUUGUGCAGUUACUAGUGGGA